Cynara cardunculus var. scolymus (artichoke) is the source of this 1488-nucleotide messenger RNA. RefSeq lists its product as uncharacterized. NCBI's taxonomy places the organism in Eukaryota, Viridiplantae, Streptophyta, Magnoliopsida, Asterales, Asteraceae. The coding region runs from base 48 to 968 and encodes 306 amino acids. Gene Ontology annotation, molecular function: protein binding. The transcript has a single exon. The record is from RefSeq and is a predicted model, not a curated record.
CCCGAAGCUCACUACACCUUCACUUUCUUUCUUCUUUUGCUACAAAAAUGGCUGAAGUUCAACCACCGGUGGAGGGUCUGGUUAACGGCGGAGGUGCUGGUGGUGCUGUUGUGCCUAUGGUAAGUGUUCCGGUGGAACCUGUCGCCGGUCCGACCAAACGACAGCGGAGGCCCAGCGUCAGAUUAGGUGAGAUAGGAGAUCAACACACCUACGAUAAUCAUAGAAGAUCGAAACAACAACAACAACAAUGGAAGUACGCAUCAAAGGAAUCGAAAACUUCCAAAACCAGACAGCUUAUGAACCUAUCUGGUGGAGGCGCCAUGGAGUAUCACGAAACCCUAGAUGGAGGAGGUGAUGAUAAAGAUGGCGGAAACAAGAGUAAUCACAAUUUAGGUAAUGGUAAUAACAAUAACAAUAACAAUAAUCCAUUGGAUUGUGUCGCGAUUGGGAGUUGGAAAGUUAGGGAUUCGGCGAAAUCCAAAAGGGGGUUUUCGAUGCUGACGAAACGAGUCAGAUCGAAUUGGACUUCAAAGAUGGAUGAUGGAGAUGAGAAAUUUGAAGAUGAGGUUGAUUAUGAUGAUGAUGGAUAUCGUGAUUUCGACCGAGAAGGUUCCGCUAGUCAAUUAAAGGAACAGAGUUUGAAUCUAUCAAUGGAUUACGAAAGGGAUUUGCAUAGAUCGAGAGAUGGAACUAGGGUUAGGGUUUCCGAUGGGGUUGAAUUGGAUGGACCUUCUGAUACUGAUGCAAGGAAUUGGAACAACAAUAAUCCAGAAAGGAAUGGUGUUAGGGUUUGGUUGAAUCAAUUGGGGUUAGGGCGUUACUUCCCAAUCUUUGAAGUUCAUGAGGUUGAUGAUGAAGUUCUGCCAUUAUUGACAUUAGAGGAUCUCAAAGAUAUGGGGAUAAAUGCAGUUGGAUCCAGGCGAAAAAUGUUCUGCUCCAUUCAGAAGCUCGGUAAAGGAUUCUCAUGAUCGCCAUUAAUGAUGAUUUGAAGAAGAUAACACCAUGAAAAACAAUACAGUCAUCAAAGCUUGUGAGCUUGAAUGGUGAUGGCAUCUUGAGGUCAAUUGCAGGUUUGGACAGCGAAAUCCGAUCGAAAGACAGAAUGUCUGAAGUUGGUUUGAUUCUUUUUUUGUACUUCAACUUUCUUUAUCGUAAUAUUCAACUUCAAGAAUUGAAGUGAUGCAAGUUUAUGGUAUAUAGAUGAGGAGUUGAAAGUAGAAUUUAACUUUGGCUGAUGUUAUUUAAGCGAAAGCAAUAGUUAGGAAAGAGAAGUAUUUAAAGGAUAAAUGUUAUAUACUUCAAGUUUUCUUUCAGCCAUUGCUCAAACUUUUGUGUUCAAAUUACUCAGAAAUUGAUGGAAGAUGGUGAUUUCAAUGGGAGGUGGUAAUUUUGGAGGAAUCCAUGAUCAAAUCAGGCAAGUUUUUCUUCAAAUUAAGGUUUUGAAUCAUGACCUUUUUCUUGAAGAAAGGAAGGUAUAAGUUGGAUACU